This is a messenger RNA of Euleptes europaea (tarantolino), 1864 nucleotides long. RefSeq names its product NADPH dependent diflavin oxidoreductase 1 (gene NDOR1). The coding region runs from base 4 to 1800 and encodes 598 amino acids. NCBI's taxonomy places the organism in Eukaryota, Metazoa, Chordata, Lepidosauria, Squamata, Sphaerodactylidae. Gene Ontology annotation, molecular function: flavin adenine dinucleotide binding; NADPH-hemoprotein reductase activity; FMN binding. Gene Ontology annotation, cellular component: cytosol. The record is from RefSeq and is a predicted model, not a curated record. The transcript has 15 exons.
GGAAUGCCGGUUUUGAAUCAGAUGGCGGCACGGAAGAUCCUUGUUCUUUUCGGCAGCCAGACUGGGACUGCCGAAGACACAGCUGAGAGGAUUGGCCGGGAAGCCAAGCGGCGCCAUUUCCAGUGCAGAGUCGAGGCCUUGGACAGCUACAGUGUGGCAAACUUGAUCCAUGAGCCACUGGUGGUGUUUGUCUGUGCGACCACAGGCCAAGGGGACCCUCCUGAUAAUAUGAAGAAUUUCUGGAAGUUCCUCUUCCGAAAAAGCUUACUUGCCACUUCCCUGUGCAAGAUGGACUAUGCUGUCCUGGGCCUUGGAGAUUCCUCGUAUCCCAAGUUCAAUUUUAUUGCCAAAAAACUGCACAAGAGGCUUUUCCAGCUCGGGGGCAAUCCUGUUAUGCCUGUGGCCUUGGGAGACGACCAGCAUGACUUGGGCCCAGAUGCGGUAAUUGAUCCCUGGCUUUUGGACUUGUGGGGGAAGUUCUUAGCUUUGUAUCCUCUUCCUUCCAGCCUCGACAUCAUUGGUCCAGAUAUCGUUUUACCACCCAAAUUCACCUUUCAGUUUUUGGAAGAGGAUUCUGGCCCUCUUCAGCAGGAGGAAGUCUCCCGAGAAGCCCCUUCAGAGUUGCAUCCCUUCGCUUCCCGGAUGGCAUCCAAUCAGAGGGUGACAGCAGAAUCUCAUUUCCAGGAUGUCCGCCUCAUUGAGUUCGAUGUCACAGGCUCUGGAAUGGAGUAUGCUGCUGGCGAUGUGGUGAUGAUCCAGCCGCGCAAUGCUCCUGAGGAGGUGCAGCUUUUCUGUGAACUUCUGUGCCUGGAUCCUGACAAGCAUUUUAUGCUAAGACCUACAAAGUCAGACACCCCCCUUCCUGCCUUCCUGCCCCAGCCGUGCAGCGUCCAUCACCUGGUGAGCCACUACCUGGAUAUCUCCUGUGUCCCUCGCCGCUCCUUCUUCGAGCUCCUCUCCUAUUUCUCACCCAAUGAACUGGAGCGAGAGAAGCUGCAGGAGUUCAGCUCUGCGCAGGGCCAGGAAGACCUCUAUGCUUACUGCAACCGGCCACGCAGGACCACGCUCGAGGUGCUCUGUGACUUUCCUCACACGACUUGUGCCAUUCCAUGCGAUUAUCUUUUUGACCUUAUCCCGCGGAUCAGGCCCCGUGCCUUCUCGAUUGCUUCCUCAAUGUUGGCUCUCCCCAACAGAAUUGAGAUCCUCCUGGCUGUGGUGCAGUACAAGACCCGCCUUAGUAAACCUCGACGUGGCCUCUGUUCAUCGUGGCUUGCCUCCCUUGACCCACAGAAUGGGGCCGCGAGGGUGCCUCUUUGGGUGAAGAAAGGAGGCAUGAAGUUCCCAGCUGAUCCAGACACGCCUGCCAUCAUGAUCGGGCCUGGCACAGGAGUGGCGCCUUUCCGAGCAGCGAUACAGGAGCGGGUGGUCCAAGGCAAAAAAGGGAAUUGCUUGUUCUUCGGCUGCCGACAGAGGAGCAAAGAUUUCUACUGCCAGGCGGAGUGGGAGGAGCUUGUGAGAAGGGGUCUCCUGACGCUUUUCACAGCCUUUUCCCGGGAUCAGGAGCAGAAGGUUUAUGUCCAGCACCGUAUCCAGGAGAACAAGAAACUAGUAUGGGACCUGGUGAGCCGGGGAAAUGCACACAUCUACCUGGCUGGGAAUGCCAAGCAGAUGCCAGAGGCGGUGGCAGAGGCCCUAAAGUUUGUCUUCCAGUCCGAAGGAGGCCUCUCUGCCUCAGAAGCCGAGGAGUACUUGGCAACCUUGGAUCGGACCCACCGUUUCCAGGCCGAGACCUGGUCUUGAGUUGCAGCAGAGGCUUGGAUGACAGAGAAUGCUUCUUACCCAGGGCUGAACAGAUGUAGCCAAU